UGCCCAUCUUCAUUCUUCGGUCUUGACUUUUUUCUAUUUUCCCCCAAAUUCACUUUUUUAGGCUAUGUCUUCAAUCUCCCCUCAAAACUCCAUUUCUUUCCUUCGAUGAUGUUUUGACACACAUAUAGUUUAUAAAGGGUCUAAUCGGUUAACAUAUAUAUAUGUGAGCUGCAAUGGAGCAAUCUGUUGUUGAUGAUAUAAUCCAUAGGCUGCUUGAAGUUAGAGGCAAACCUGUUAAGCAGUUUCAGCUCACUGAAUCAGAAAUCAAGCAACUUUGUGGCCUUUCUAGACAGAUUUUCUUACAACAGCCUAAUCUCUUAGAGCUUCAAGCACCCAUCAAGAUUUGCGGUGACAUCCAUGGUCAAUUCUCCGAUCUUCUUCGUCUUUUUGAGCAGGAUGGACUACCGCCUGAAGCCGACUACCUAUUUCUUGGUGAUUAUGUUGACCGAGGCAAACAAAGCCUUGAAACAAUAUGCCUUCUUCUUGCCUACAAGAUUAAGUACCCAAAUAACAUCUUCCUUUUGCGUGGAAACCAUGAGUGUGCUUCUAUAAACCGUGUAUACGGUUUCUAUGAUGAAUGUAAAAGAAGAUUUAACGUUAAGUUAUGGAAGAUCUUUUCCGAUUGCUUCAACUGUUUACCUGUCGCAGCUCUCAUUAGUGAAAAGAUUCUGUGUAUGCACGGUGGUCUUUCUCCCGAUCUCAAUCACUUGGAUCAAAUUAGAGAUUUAAGCCGUCCUGCUGAUGUCCCCGAUGGUGGUUUGCUUUGUGAUCUUCUAUGGUCAGAUCCGCACAAAGAUGUCAAAGGAUGGGCCAUGAAUGAUCGUGGGGUUUCCUACACGUUUGGUGCUGAUGUUGUCACAGAGUUUCUACUCAAACAUGAUCUUGAUCUUGUUUGCCGCGCUCACCAGGUUGUGGAGGAUGGAUAUGAGUUCUUUGCAUAUCGACAACUUGUGACCGUGUUUUCUGCGCCCAAUUAUUGCGGGGAAUUUGACAAUGCGGGUGCUUUUAUCAGUGUUGACGACACUCUCGUCUGCUCCUUCCGAAUACUCAAACCCAUUGUUAAAAAAUCAAAGUCGAAAUCCAUGAUCAAUCUUUUUGGGAGCUCCACGGCAGCCAAACCGUGAAAAAUGCCACUUGAAGUCGAGGUAAACAUAACUUGUUCUUAUUAUUGGUCAACAAGAUAGUUUCUGUGAAUCACGAAUGCAUUACAAAUGGCAUUUGUGUCUAUUUUUCGCUCUUAGAAGUGUCGAUGUUUAUUGUUGUAUUGUGAAUAUACCGACACCACAAAA
This is a messenger RNA of Cynara cardunculus var. scolymus (artichoke), 1289 nucleotides long. Its product is annotated as serine/threonine-protein phosphatase PP1-like. Gene Ontology annotation, cellular component: nucleus; cytoplasm. Lineage: Eukaryota; Viridiplantae; Streptophyta; Magnoliopsida; Asterales; Asteraceae. Bases 174 to 1124 code for a protein of 316 amino acids. Gene Ontology annotation, molecular function: protein serine/threonine phosphatase activity. The record is from RefSeq and is a predicted model, not a curated record. The transcript is spliced from 3 exons.